Molecule: messenger RNA, 3378 nt
Organism: Rhipicephalus sanguineus (brown dog tick)
Lineage: Eukaryota; Metazoa; Arthropoda; Arachnida; Ixodida; Ixodidae
Exons: 15
Coding region: 539-3061 (840 amino acids)
Source: RefSeq, a predicted model, not a curated record
UGCUAACGUCCGAGUACAGCGGAAAGUGGGGAGUCAGGUCGUUCGCCUCGUCGCACACAGUUUCUCUCCCAUUUCAGCAGUUAUUUAGCCUGUCGUUGGGCUGGCUAUCGUGCUGCCAGCGGCUAUGGUUCAGCUGCCGUUCUGGGUGCUCUUCCUAAUGUAUUUUUACCCAUGUGACGUCAAGCUCUCGUGCUUUUGUUUCGGAUGUAACGGCAGUUUGCUUGCGGUGAGGUUGGGAAGCCCCCACUGCCCCCACUCUGGAGAGCUUUCGUGGCUGUCGGCUGUUCGGUAGCUUCCGACGUGUGACAGGCGCUACUCGUGAAUAGAUUGCUGCAUUGCUGUAUGCUGCAAAUUGUGAGACUACAUUUUUCGGUGCAGAUGCGUUAAACUUGGUGAUCGAACGAUGUUUUGAAACGUGAUGCGGAUAACGUGGCUAUGCAAGGCUCGCGCUCCCGUGCACGAGCCACGAGCGCAGAACGGGCUUACCAAGCGGCUAGGCGAAGUAGAAGAUCGCAGUUCCUGAGCAGGAGGUUGUGCCAUGAAGAAGUCGUUUGAAGGUGAUUUGCAGCGUGGAUUAUGCCUCCCGAGAUUGGAAAUUCCAGGAGCUACUAGUAGGAUGAUACGAGAUUGUGAAGAAGCAGCUGUGAAUGCUGCUGAUGAGCCUGGAUGUGCGCCUUCAGACCUUCUGAACCUAAUGACCGCCUGGAGGGCACAGAUAGGUCUUCAGCUUAAGGGGGACCUCCAAGUUGAAGGAGGACAGCACCUAACCAGAGAUGAACUACAGCAAGGCAUGAAAAGUAUAAUAGACAUUUUGCUGGACCAGAACCAGCAGCUUGUGUGCUGUCUAGCUGAGCUAGAGAGAGAAGCAGUAAAAAGGACCGUGCAGAUGCAAAAGCGGCUGCAGUCUACUGCCAACACCACACGGGAAACUGUGCAUAAAAUGUCGGAGUGGGGUGAAGAAAUCCAGACCAUCAUCUCAAAGAAGCACCUUGCUGAGGAAGCUGCUCUUGAGUCCAAGUACAUGGUGGCUGACCUGCAAAAAGAAAACCGGCAGCUCAGGAACUACAAUGACAACCUGUACAGUGAUGUACAGUCGCUGUUAAGCAUCAUAAAUGUAGCUCGCACUACUGGGAACUGGGAGAUGGAUUGUGUAACAUUCUGUGUUAUCUCCCCAGAAGAAGUCUACGGGCCGAUCUGUCACUUAUCAGCACAGAACACUGAUGGAAUGGCCACCAUGGAUGGGAAGCCUGACACGCUACAAAGCCCAGAAACUGAGUAUCCCACCAAGUUCAGUGAGAGCCUUCCAGCACUCUUCACUGUUCUGGAUGAAAGCAUGGCCAUCCAAGAGCCCCAUGCCCCAAAGUCUGUUGAGAGCUUUCUGCGCUCCUCUUCGUGCAACGUAAAACCAAGAAAUGUACGGCGACGCCUUAUUUUUGACACUGCAAAAAAACUGUCCGCUCCUAAGCCCAACUCCCGUUAUAAGCACUUGGGUGCUCCCCCUGUGAAAAAGAAAAGUGUUGCAACGAAAUCGUAUGCUGAAGUUGGUGCCCAGACUUGUGCAGCUCCUCCAAUUGUUGGAGACAUGAGUACCCAGGUGAAUCUGUCAAGUCUAUGGAGGGAGCAUGACCAAAACAAGGCCUCAUCACAUAUCCAUCCUUUGUCGCUGUACACUGACAAUCAAAGGAAGUCCUCACUGGCUGAUGUAGAGUCGGAGUGUGCGAUCAACUUCAGUGAGAGCCUCCCAGCAAUGUUCACAGAGUGGCAUGAAAGUGUGGCCAUCCAAGAGGCCCCAAAGUCCGUCAAGAGCUUUCUGUGCUCCUCUACAUGUAAAGUAAAAUCAAGAAAUGUACGCCGACGCCUAGUCUUUGACACGGCAAAAAAACUGUCUGCUCCUAAGCACAAUGCUCGUUAUAAGCACUUGGGUGCUUCCCCUGUCAAAAGCAAAAGUGCUGCAGCGAAAUCGUGUGCUGAAGUUGGUACCCAGACCUUUGCAGUUCCUCCAACCGUUGAAGAUAUGUGUACUCAAGUGAACCUGUCAAGUGCAUUGAGGAAGCUUGACCAAAACAAGGCCUCAUCACAUAUCCAUCCCUUGUUGGUACACACUGACGAUCAAAGGAAGUCCUCGCACACCAAUAUGAAGUCUGAGUGCCCGAUCAACCUCAGUGAGAGUGUGCCAGCAAUGUUCACAGUGUGGGAUGAAAGUGUGGCCAUCCAAGACGCCCCAAAGUCCGUCAAGAGCUUUCUGCGCUCCUCCACAUGUAAAGUAAAAUCAAGAAAUGUACGGAGACGUCUUGUGUUUGACUCGGCGAAAAAACUGUCCGUUCCUAAGUUGAACUCCCAUUAUAAGCACUUGGGUGCUUCUCCUGUGAAAAGGGACAGUGCUGCAAUGAAAGCUUAUGCUGAAGUUAGCGCCCAGACGUACAGUGGUGCUGCCACUGUAGCUCAACACUGUGCUGAUGUUGGCACACAAACCUUUGCAACUCCUCCAACUUUAAAAGAAAUCGGUACUCAGGUCGACUUGUCAAGCUCCUUGAUGAAGAAUGAGCAGAAUGAGUCAUCAGCUACUAUGUUGCUGCUAACAGGAGAUGAAAAGAAAUCCACGGCGAUGAUGAGCACGCAGACAGAUGUCGAGUGGGAGACAUGUCUCCCAAGUGGAAACGAAACGAGGGACCAAGAGCUCUGCUCUCUAAAGGAUCGCCUGGCAUUGGCAAUACAAGAGGCGCAGUCUAAGGCUUUGCUUGCGAUGGAGCUGCAAGUUCACCUUGAUAUGUCUGCAAAAGAGGUUGAACUUCGCGACCAAGUCGUGAGCAACCUUGAAAAGAAGUUGUCAGCCGCUAGACAGGAAACUGAUCAUUUAAAAAAGCAGCUAACAAGUGUCGAGUGUGAGCUGGAAUCGGUCAAGAGGAUCUCGCAGAAGGAGAAAGCUGAAACUGAGCUCUGCAAAUCAGAGUUGGAGAAAAUGGCUGUAACGGUGAAACAUCUUCAGGAUGCCCUGGUCGAGUACAAGAAGAAUGGCGCAGCAGCUUCACCAACAGUGUUGCCGAAAGUCCAUGACGUGUGACUUUUUUUACAGCGCUUGUGAAAAGUGACAUGAGAGUGAAAACUGCCGCAGCAGGGUUAACUGUAAAGCAGAAAACACUUUUCUCUCCAAUGGUUGUGAUUUGAUAUUCAUGCCAUUUCAUUUUCUGUUUUUUCACCCACGGUAUAUUUGCUUUUUGAUGGGAAUCAUGAAAAUGCGUGCAGUGCUAACGUCAGUGAUGUCACUUGCCCUGUGAUAAAUGUGAAGGUCAUUUCAUAAACCUCUUGUGCUUUUAGUGUGCAAUGUGAAAAAUUCUGUGACAUAGUAUUUUUAGGCUAAUAAAUACUUUUACAAUGUUG